This is a messenger RNA of Contarinia nasturtii (swede midge), 1325 nucleotides long. Its product is annotated as ankyrin repeat domain-containing protein 29-like. The transcript has 14 exons. NCBI's taxonomy places the organism in Eukaryota, Metazoa, Arthropoda, Insecta, Diptera, Cecidomyiidae. The annotation marks the transcript as partial. The record is from RefSeq and is a predicted model, not a curated record. Gene Ontology annotation, molecular function: protein binding.
AGAAACAUGGCAAGCCUUUCACAACGCUGCUCAAACUGGCGAUGUACAAAAAAUCGGAGAAUUAAUAAGAAACAGAGUGGAUGUUAAUAUCAAAAACCGUAAUGGUUGGACACCUUUAUUAACCGCAACUUACUAUGAUAAAUCUAAUGUAGUUGAGUUGUUGACAAGGAAUGGUGCUGACAUUAAUUUUAAAGAUAACGACGGUUUUAGUCCCCUGUAUACAGCCUCUUUUAAUGGUUAUGAGCGUAUCGUCCAAAUAUUAAUCGAAAAAGUUGCGGAUGUAAACAUCAGAAAUAAGAGAGGAACGGCACCAAUAAUUGCUGCCGCUCAAGAAGGUCAUGGGCGAGUUGUGGAACUGUUGCUUAAAAACGGUGCCAAUGUCAACAGUCAAAAUAACUUUGGAUCGACGCCCUUGUAUUGGGCUUCAAGAAAGGGUCAUACUAAUGUAGUUGAACUGUUGAUAAGGAAUGGUGCAGACGUUAAUUUGAAAGAUAACGAUGAAGAAAGUCCAAUUUAUAUAGCUUCUUUCUAUGGUCAAACCAAUAUAGUCGAAUUAUUGACAAGGAAUGGUGCUGACGUUAAUUUAAAAGAAAAAGGCGGCUAUAGCCCACUAUAUACAUCCUCUUUUAGUGGUUAUGAGCGUAUCGUCCAAAUAUUACUAGAAAAAGGUGCGGAUGUAAACAUCAGAAAUAAGAAUGGAAGUGCACCAAUAAUUGUCGCCGCUCAAGAAGGUCAUGGGCGAGUUGUUGAACUGUUGCUUAAAAACGGUGCCAAUGUCAACAGUAAAAAUAACAUAGGAUCGACGCCCUUGUAUUGGGCUUCAAGAGAGGGUCAUACUAAUGUAGUUGAACUGUUGAUAAGGAAUGGUGCGGACAUUAAUUUGAAAGAUAGGGACGGCGAUAGUUCGCUGUAUACAGCCUCUUUGAAUGGUCAUGGGCGAGUUGUUGAACUGUUGCUCAAAAACGGUGCCAAUGUCAACAGUCAAAAUAACAUAGGAUCGACACCCUUGUAUUGGGCUUCAAAUAAAGGUCAUACUAAUGUAGUUGAACUGUUGAUAAGGAAUGGUGCAGACAUUAAUUUGAAAGAUAACGAUGGCGACAGUCCGUUGUAUACAGCCUCUUUUGGUGGCCAUGAGCGGGUCGUCCAAAUAUUACUCGAAAAAGGUGCGGAUGUAAACAUCAGUAAUAACAAAGGAACUGUACCAAUAAUUGUCGCCGCUCAGGAAGGUCAUGGGCGAGUUGUUGAACUGUUGCUUAAAAACGGGGCCAAUGUCAACAGUCAAAAUAAAUUUGGAUCGACGCCCUUGUAUUGGGCUUCAAAUAAAG